GCGGGAUCAGGGCCCUGGCCCCAUUCAUUGCUGUGGACUGCGGGGCGGGGGGUCCGGUGUUUUCCGAGUCAUGGAGGCGCUAAUUCCUGUUAUCAACAAGCUCCAGGACGUCUUCAACACGGUGGGCGCCGACAUCAUCCAGUUGCCUCAGAUAGUCGUGGUGGGAACGCAGAGCAGUGGAAAGAGCUCAGUGCUAGAAAGCCUCGUCGGGAGGGACCUGCUUCCCAGAGGCACUGGCAUAGUUACCCGGAGACCCCUCAUUCUGCAGCUCGUCCAUGUUUCACCUGAAGAUAAACGAAAAACAACAGGAGAAGAAAAUGACCCUGCCACAUGGAAAAACUCAAGACACCUUUCUAAAGGGGUUGAAGCAGAGGAGUGGGGUAAAUUUCUUCACACCAAGAAUAAGCUUUACACAGAUUUUGAUGAAAUUCGACAAGAAAUUGAGAAUGAAACAGAAAGAAUUUCAGGAAAUAAUAAGGGAGUAAGCCCUGAACCAAUUCAUCUUAAGAUUUUUUCACCCAAUGUUGUCAAUCUGACACUUGUGGAUUUGCCAGGAAUGACCAAGGUGCCUGUAGGUGAUCAACCUAAAGAUAUUGAGCUUCAGAUCAGAGAGCUCAUUCUUCGGUUCAUCAGUAAUCCAAAUUCCAUUAUCCUUGCUGUCACUGCUGCUAAUACAGAUAUGGCAACAUCAGAGGCACUUAAAAUUUCAAGAGAGGUAGAUCCAGAUGGUCGCAGAACUCUCGCUGUAAUCACUAAAUUGGAUCUCAUGGAUGCGGGUACCGAUGCCAUGGAUGUGUUAAUGGGAAGGGUUAUCCCCGUCAAACUUGGAAUCAUUGGGGUAGUCAACAGGAGCCAGCUAGAUAUUAACAAUAAGAAAAGUGUAACUGAUUCAAUCCGUGAUGAAUAUGCUUUCCUUCAAAAGAAAUACCCAUCUUUGGCUAACCGAAAUGGAACAAAAUAUCUUGCUAGGACUCUAAACAGGUUACUGAUGCAUCACAUCAGAGACUGCUUACCAGAGUUGAAGACAAGAAUAAAUGUUCUAGCUGCUCAGUAUCAGUCUCUUCUAAAUAGCUAUGGUGAACCUGUGGAUGAUAAAAGUGCUACUUUACUCCAGCUUAUUACCAAAUUUGCCACAGAAUAUUGUAACACUAUUGAAGGAACUGCAAAAUACAUUGAAACUUCAGAACUAUGCGGUGGUGCUAGAAUCUGUUACAUUUUCCAUGAGACUUUUGGAAGAACCUUAGAAUCUGUUGACCCCCUAGGUGGCCUUAACACUAUUGACAUAUUGACUGCCAUUAGAAAUGCUACUGGUCCUCGUCCAGCUUUGUUUGUGCCUGAAGUUUCCUUUGAGUUACUGGUCAAGCGGCAGAUCAAACGUCUAGAAGAGCCCAGCCUCCGUUGUGUCGAGCUGGUUCAUGAGGAAAUGCAAAGGAUCAUUCAGCACUGUAGCAAUUACAGUACACAGGAGCUAUUGCGGUUUCCUAAACUUCAUGAUGCUAUAGUUGAAGUAGUGACUUGUCUUCUUCGUAAACGGUUGCCAGUUACAAAUGAAAUGGUCCAUAACUUAGUGGCAAUUGAACUGGCUUACAUCAACACAAAACAUCCAGACUUUGCUGAUGCUUGUGGGCUAAUGAACAAUAAUAUAGAGGAACAAAGGAGAAAUAGGCUAGCAAGAGAAUUACCUUCAGCUGUAUCACGAGACAAGUCUUCUAAAGUUCCAAGUGCUUUGGCACCUGCCUCCCAGGAGCCCUCCCCUGCUGCUUCUGCUGAGGCUGAUGGCAAGUUAAUUCAGGACAGCAGAAGAGAAACUAAAAAUGUUGCAUCUGGAGGUGGUGGGGUUGGAGAUGCUGUUCAAGAACCAACAACAGGCAACUGGAGAGGAAUGCUGAAAACUUCAAAAGCAGAAGAGUUAUUAGCCGAGGAAAAGUCAAAACCAAUCCCAAUUAUGCCAGCCAGCCCACAAAAAGGCCACGCUGUGAAUCUACUGGAUGUGCCAGUUCCUGUUGCACGAAAACUAUCUGCCCGUGAGCAGCGAGAUUGUGAGGUUAUUGAACGACUCAUCAAAUCAUAUUUUCUUAUUGUCAGAAAGAAUAUUCAAGACAGUGUGCCAAAGGCAGUAAUGCAUUUUUUGGUUAAUCACGUCAAAGACACUCUUCAGAGUGAGUUAGUAGGACAACUGUAUAAGUCAUCCUUGUUGGACGACCUUCUGACUGAAUCUGAGGACAUGGCACAGCGCAGGAAAGAAGCAGCUGAUAUGCUAAAGGCAUUACAAGGCGCAGGUCAAAUUAUUGCUGAAAUCCGAGAGACUCAUCUUUGGUGAAGAGAACUACGUAACACCAAGACUUUGUUGAGUUGAAAGUUGCUAGUUACUGCCUACUUGAGUAGAUUUUUAUUUAUGAACUCCUGUGUAUUCCAAUGGUAUGAAUCUGCUCACAUGAAGACUGGCUAUAAACUGAAAACUGUACUGUGUAUUACAGAAUGAAUUACACAUUUAAUCCAAAUAAUAAAUGGCCAUUUCUAAAGUUUUCCAGUAUAUAUAAAAUAUAUCAAGUCUGUCUUAUGACAGUUCUGUUUGAACUUAAAAAGAAAUGUUAGUGUUCUUGUUGUACAAGCAGUCUGCCUGUGGAUGAGAUGACCUGUGUGACCUGUUAGUCUUCGAGCUGCUGCUAUAGUCCUUCGAGAAGAACGCACCGAGACACUUCAUACAGCUGUACUGCAUGCACUGGGUAAACUGGCCUGGCUUUGAAAGAUUGGGGUCAACGAGUUACUCACAUAAUCACUAUAUUCCACCUGUCCUUGGAUUUAGUUUUGUCUCUGCAAACUUUGAUGUGUUAGUAAGAAAGCUGGAUACACAAGAGGAUCUGUAACUAUGACAAUGAUGCAGUGUGCACACUGUGUAGCUACACAGCCCUACCACGCCUGGGUCCACAUUACCCCAGUGCAUUAAAACAUAUUUGAUUCUUAAACCUGAAGGCAUGAAUUACAUUUUUCUGUAUUAAAAAUAAUCAUCUAGACUUGAUCAUCUAGUAAUACUUGGUGAUGACUAGUUCCUUUGGUUUUUAGAGAUUCUAAGAGAAAUUCCCCUUGGUUUUCAAGUGUAGUAGUAGUUCAGGAACAUCUUUGAAUUUUGGAGCACUCACACCAUGCUCCAAGAUUCACUUGGAGGUGGGACUUACACUUCUAUUAACUGUAUCUUUUCUCUUUUACAUAUUAGUUGGUAAUAGUUCCUUUUGCUUCACACCAGUAAAAUACAUUAGACUAGAGAUGUGAAGUUAUGGUGGAGCCUUAAUUUAACAAAAAGUCAUACAGGCACACACUCCUAAUGGCUUAUAGACUACUAAAUUGCAUUCUGGGGUUUGGGGCCGAGGUUUAGAACAAUAUAUAUUCAAUUAAAAUUCCUCAGGUGAUUCUUGAUAUAUGUUACAAAUUUUAAGAUAAGGGUCAAAAUCCUUAAGGAAUCUAGUUCUGUCACUAGCCAGUAACAUUAAGUAAACUGUAUACUGCAGAUACUAAAUUUUCUUUUUAAGUUACAUCAAUUACUGGCAAUAUGAAUAUUGGCAAUGAAUAUUGGAAUAUUACUGGCAAAGACUACUGGCAAUAUGAAUAUACCUGUUAACUUUAGGUUAUGGUACCCAUGUACUAAGGAACAACAGGCUUACCAACUGAUCUCAAACAUAAAAAACUGGAUUCAGUCUGAUAUGACACGGUACUCUGAAUUGGUUAGUAAGUAGCACACUUUGCCAUCAUUAAAUGUCAACUUUGAAAUUAUAGCCACCCAUGAUUUACUUAUUUUAAACAGAUCAGAUGACUACUAUUUUAGCCUUUUGAAUUUAUAGGGGGGAAAAUGCACCCUUUAAUGCACCUUUCUCCAACAUAUCAAAUAGAUUUCCAAUCAAAUGUUACCUUUAAAGAUAAUGUACUUUCUGGCACUACAUACCCUGUACAAAGAAAAACGGGCAAGAAAGGUAUGGAAAGAAUACCUUUCUUGGCCCUUCAACUGAGUGAAGUUCUGAAAUGUGGAGAUGAUCUAUGACAUUUAAAAUGGAUACUUGUAUGUUCUUGCUGUGUAAAUAAAAUCGCUGGUAUGAAAUGACAUUAAAGUUGAUCAGUAAAUGAAUUCUUC
Artibeus jamaicensis (Jamaican fruit-eating bat) is the source of this 4123-nucleotide messenger RNA. RefSeq names its product dynamin 1 like (gene DNM1L). Gene Ontology annotation, molecular function: microtubule binding; GTPase activity; GTP binding. The transcript has 21 exons. The record is from RefSeq and is a predicted model, not a curated record. The coding region runs from base 71 to 2320 and encodes 749 amino acids. Gene Ontology annotation, cellular component: microtubule; mitochondrion; cytoplasm. Gene Ontology annotation, biological process: mitochondrial fragmentation involved in apoptotic process; mitochondrial fission. Lineage: Eukaryota; Metazoa; Chordata; Mammalia; Chiroptera; Phyllostomidae.